Mytilinidion resinicola is the source of this 671-nucleotide messenger RNA. RefSeq lists its product as uncharacterized. The record is from RefSeq and is a predicted model, not a curated record. Lineage: Eukaryota; Fungi; Ascomycota; Dothideomycetes; Mytilinidiales; Mytilinidiaceae. The transcript is spliced from 2 exons. Bases 167 to 505 code for a protein of 112 amino acids.
CCUCAUUCUUAUUCCUUAGGGCAUUUAACACUACCGGGUUCUUGGAGAAAUAUUUGCGUCCACCUUUAUCCUCAUUCCUUGAGCUAUUUAGCACUACCAGAUUUUUGGAGAAAUCGUUGCGUCCGCCUUUAUCCUCACACCCCAUGAGCUAUUUGGCACUACUAGAAUGUUGGAGAAACCGUUGCAUCCGCCUUUGUCUUCCUUCCUUAAGCGUAAUUCCAGCUCUUCUAGCACUUGGACAACCCGUCGCAUCCGCCUUCAUCCUCAUUCCUUAAGCGCACUUCUAGCUGUUCUGGCAAUUGGAGAAUCCAUCGCGUCCGCCUUCAUCCUCACGCUUCAUAAGAUAUUCAGCGCUACGAGGAUCUUGGAGAAACCGUUGCAUCCGCCUUUAUCCUCAUCCCUUAAGCGUAAUUCCAGCUCUUCCAACAAUUGGAGAAUUCGUCGCUUCCACCAUCAUCCCCGGACAGUAUAUCUUGUCAAACUGAGAAUCGCAAGCAGAGUUUGAAUAUUUGCGAUCUGCAUGAGUGCCAUGAGACGACAAUGAAAAUAGUGUUCUUGUUGAGAGUGUGUACGCUCUUUUGGCACUGCUUGGGGUGUCGCCAUGGCCUUUAAAAAACUAGAUGCGAUGUAAAAUCAGCUCUGCUGGAGUUUGAGCAGCCUUUCGGGUAAUG